GUCGUGAAUAUGUGAGCGCACAUCCGAAAAUGUCUCCGACGGCUCGGCCGCGUUUCUUUUUCCAUUGUGGCGCGCCCUCGUCCGCCCCGCAGAGCAAGCAUGAGCGCACGAGAGUCGAGACCGACUUGGACCAAAGACUCAAAGUUAGCCCUGCGGUUCAACAAGUUCAUUUGCUGGCCUCUGGGCAUUUGGCCACUCGACUACGACUCGGCAUUUUCACACUUCCGAUUGGUGUUUUCUUUCUUGACACAGUUAUGGCUCAUAUGCGUUCAAGUGACACCGGCUUACUUGAAUUGCGGAACAGCGAGCGACGUUGUCGAUUACGUCAUGAUGUCGGUUUGCGCUGUCAUGGCCAUUUCCAAAAUUGUAACUUUCCGUGUGCACAUGAAUAAGCUACGCACAGUUUUCAUUUCUGCGAUGAACGACUGGUCAUCUGUAGAACAUGACAGUGAUCGAACUAUCAUGAGAUCUUUUGCCAAAACCGGACGACUGGUAUUUAAAUUACAAAUAGGCUUCUCUUACGUGUCUAAUACGCUCAUCAUAAUUGGUACUCUGCCAUUUUUCUUACCGCCGAUCUCUACGAAUGAAACUCUCGUCAACAGCAGUAUCACAACGGAAAUGGCCGUAACGAGAGAACUACCAGUAAAAAGUGGCUGCCUGUUUGGGCAUUACAGGGAUGAGAUUUAUGGAUUGUUCUAUGUAUACGAAAGUAUCAUGAUAUUCAUCACAGCAAACGGCAAUGUAGGUUGCGACAUCGUUUUAUUCAGCUUACUGAUGCAUCUGUGCGGGCAAAUCGAGCUAAUCAAACAAAAUUUACGAGAAACCGACGUUGCUGCUGUAUGCUCGACGGAGUCGCAAGAAAAAAUCUUGAAAUUCAUUCAAAAGCACGUGCGAAUACUGGAUCUAGCUAAAUCUUUAGAAAUCGCUACUUCGGGAAUGUUGGUGAUACAACUGUUUUGCAAUGCCGGCAUGAACUUGAUGCUGGGUCUUCGUAUACUGAUGGCAUUAAAAAACAGAUUGAUUGCUGACGUUAUAAGGCUGAUAUUUGCCUUAUUCGUCCUGAUGCUUCAACUUUAUUUGGUCAGUUAUGCGAGUGACUACUUAUCGAGGCAAUCGGAAUCUGUUGUCGAUGCUCUCUACGAAAGUAGAUGGUAUGAGCUGCCACCGAAAUUACGAAAAAACCUUUUCUUUGUGGCAAUGAGAGCUAAUAAACCGGUCAAUUUGGUGGCCGGACAAUUUUACGCUAUAAAUAUUGAAAAUUUUAAAAAUAUUUUGAAGGCUUCUUUUUCUUACUUUUCAGUUCUCAGGAUAAUAUUUGAUAAUUAGGCUGAUAUAGAGAAUUAAUUUUUGAAUAAAGUCGACAACUUGUAUUGGAAUAGCAAUUUGACUUGUCGAAGGCGAUAUCAAGCGGAAAUAAAUGUAUUUUCGUUGGAAAAAAUAUUUCCAAAAGCGCGCUGGAUAAAUAUUCUCAAAAUGCUCAAAUUUCUUUGCUUUCAACGUACAGAUUCAAAGUUAAUAAA
Messenger RNA from Phymastichus coffea, 1520 nucleotides. Its product is annotated as odorant receptor Or2-like. Bases 100 to 1326 code for a protein of 408 amino acids. Gene Ontology annotation, biological process: detection of chemical stimulus involved in sensory perception of smell; sensory perception of smell. Lineage: Eukaryota; Metazoa; Arthropoda; Insecta; Hymenoptera; Eulophidae. Gene Ontology annotation, molecular function: olfactory receptor activity; odorant binding. Gene Ontology annotation, cellular component: plasma membrane. The transcript has 4 exons. The record is from RefSeq and is a predicted model, not a curated record.